AGGAGAGAGAAAGAUAAAGUUGGAUGAAGUGGGAUAAGUAAGAAUAUAAUUGCCCCUUUACAGUUUGAUCAAUUUAGUUGAUGGUAUUUGUUAAUUACAUUUACCAAUCAUACAUUUUAACAUGAAUCAUCUUUCAAUUUUUGAGAUUGCUAUCACCUUUUAUAGGUGGUUUACUAGUCACACAUUUAAAUACCAUACCAAGUCAUGAACUUAAAAAUUUUAAAAUAAGCACCAAAAUAAAAUGCAUUGCUCAACCAAACUCCUUCAGCAUCAUCCACAUUCAUGGACACAACAUUCUCUAUCCUCUCCUUCAUCUCUUCUCCCUCUCCCCACUUCUUCCUUCACUCUUCUUCAUCCUUCUAACUCACCUCUUACACUUCACUCCACUAACACUACCAAAGUUCUUGCCAUGGCAAAAAGAAGCUUCCCCACCAAACAAAACGACUUCGCUUCAAGUAUUGAUUUGCAGUUUGAGUCACCACUGAAAAUAGUUGAAUAUCCAAACCCAAAGCUUAGAGCCAAGAACAAGCCAAUUGAUAAGUUUGAUGAUAAUUUGAAGAAAUUGGUUGAUGAAAUGUUUGAUGUUAUGUACAAAACUGAUGGGAUUGAACUCUCUGCUCCUCAAGUAGGCAUUAACGUCCAGCUUAUGGUGUUUAACCCUGUUGGUGAGCGUGGUGAGGGAGAAGAAAUUGUUCUUGUAAAUCCAAGUGUGAGCCAGUACUCGCUAAAGAAAACGCUUUUUAAUGAAGGCUGUCUAUCAUUUCCUGGAUUAUAUGCUGAUGUACAGAGACCAGAAUCUGUCAAGAUUAAUUCCAAGGAUAUUAAUGGUUCAAGAUUCACAGUUACUUUGUCCAGCCUACCUGCUCGUGUAUUCCAACAUGAGUUUGACCAUUUGCAGGGCAUCCUCUUCUUUGAGAGAAUGACAGAUGAAGAACUUGACACCAUACGUGAUGGGUUACAGGCAUUGGAAUUAAAGUAUGAGAAAAGCACUGGAAUGUCAAGACCCGAGAGCAUUGAAACUCGAAAAAGAAGGAAAACCGGUGUUAGUUUUGGAAAAUCUUAAUCAAGAAUACUACGCCUUUACCCGUGAAAAGC
Chenopodium quinoa (quinoa) is the source of this 1095-nucleotide messenger RNA. RefSeq names its product peptide deformylase 1B, chloroplastic/mitochondrial-like. Gene Ontology annotation, cellular component: mitochondrion; chloroplast. The coding region runs from base 242 to 1063 and encodes 273 amino acids. Gene Ontology annotation, biological process: peptidyl-methionine modification. The record is from RefSeq and is a predicted model, not a curated record. The transcript is spliced from 6 exons. Lineage: Eukaryota; Viridiplantae; Streptophyta; Magnoliopsida; Caryophyllales; Amaranthaceae. Gene Ontology annotation, molecular function: peptide deformylase activity.